Molecule: messenger RNA, 597 nt
Organism: Ostrea edulis (European flat oyster)
Lineage: Eukaryota; Metazoa; Mollusca; Bivalvia; Ostreida; Ostreidae
Product: low affinity immunoglobulin epsilon Fc receptor-like
Exons: 5
Coding region: 79-540 (153 amino acids)
Source: RefSeq, a predicted model, not a curated record
GCUUGGUUAACAAUAUAAUCGGGGUCAAUCUUUAUCAUAGUUUAGCGUACUGACAUUGUCACAUAUUUUCUCCGAAGAAUGAUGGCCCGAAUGUGGAUUUGUCUUUUGUUUCCUUUACUCGUUGCGUCAGACUGUCCGAUGGGAUGGACGGAAUAUGCAGAAAAAUGCUACUUUUUCUCGCAGAUGAAGGAAACCUGGAUCGCAGCCUCGACGUUUUGUCAGUCCUACAACUCUAAACUAGCAGAACCACAAAACACUGAUGAAAUAGACUUUUUAAUUGGGAAGGUAUUACAUCUUGCUAAUGAUCACUGGGUUGGAGUCACGGAUAUUAUUAUGGAAAAUCAUUGGGUAUAUGAUUCGUCCUUAACGCCAAUUCGAAACAAUAACUGGGGACCACACGAACCUAACGGGCAGCAUGGGGAGAACUGCGUUGUGAUGGCUCAAGGGUAUCACGGAAAAUAUGCUGAUGUUGAUUGUCAUACAGCGCGUGGGUUCAUUUGUGAAAAAGAGGCGAUAUUUGAGGGAACAAUUAUUGGGUAGAUUCCGGCAGGAAGACUGUUGUUAUUUAAUAGUCUUGUAAAUGUUAUACACAUCGAA